Molecule: messenger RNA, 1497 nt
Organism: Rotaria socialis
Lineage: Eukaryota; Metazoa; Rotifera; Eurotatoria; Philodinida; Philodinidae
Source: the annotation of a GenBank genome assembly
AUGUUAUACUCGUACGGUAGGCAUCAUUCAAUUUUAACAUCAGCAACUUCUCAUGAGCAAGAUCAACAAUUAUCACGUUCUAAUCAUCGAUUAUAUCGUUAUAAUCAUGAACCAGUUUCAUCGAAUUUACUUAGCCGAGACAUUUCAUCAAUACUCAUUUUAUUAUUUUUUCUAUUUCUUCUCAUUAUAUCAUUAUCACAAAUUCUUGUUGUUCAUACAUCACGCUAUGGAGCGAAUUUUUCAGCAAUGCAAAAAAUCCAAGAAGAACUUAAACAAAUGGACGAAAGUAUGGAAGCAAUCUUACGUGAUAAUGUUUUACCUAUAGAUAAGUGGCGUCUUCUGUUUCAAAUUCAAGCAUAUCUUUUUCGAUUUGAAUUAUUAUUUGAUACAUUUAAUAAUGAUUCCAACUUAAUGAUAAAUGAAAUAGCAAAUAAAAAUAUUAAUCAAGCAAAAACAAAUAUAAGCAUGAAAAAAUUAUUAAAACCAUUAUUAAAUAAAUCAGAUAAGUUAUUAUUACAACAGAAUAAUAGUGAUCAUUUAACGAAUCAUAUAAAACGUGUACAAAACCAAUUAACAGCAUUAAUUGAUAAAGAUAAAAAUUAUCAAUGGAACGAUCAUAAAACGAAACAUAAAGAUCUAAAUAGUAAUUUUCAUAAACGAAAAAAGAAUUAUUGCCAAGAAGAACCUCGUGAUCUACGUGGUCGAUUUCUUGAUGAAAAUUCAACUUUUCCAAAUGUAUCAUUGUAUGAAAUAGAAACAAAUUAUUCUAAUGUUAAAUCCGGAGGCCAAUGGUCGCCACCACAUUGUAUUGCUCGUCAUAGGGUAGCGAUUAUUAUUCCUUAUCGAGAUCGAUAUGAACAUCUAGUAACAUUACUCUAUUAUUUACAUCCAAUAUUUCAACGACAAGAACUUGAUUAUAAAAUUUAUGUAUCUGAACAAACAGGGAAUGGAACAUACAAUAAAGCCGUAUUAAUGAAUGCUGCUUUUAUAUAUGCAUAUAGUGAAUAUGAUUUUCAAUGUUUCGUCUUUCAUGAUGUUGAUUUAAUACCAGAAGAUGAUCGUAAUAUGUAUUCAUGUCCAAUUUUUCCAAGACACAUGUCUGUUGCUGUUGAUGAAAUGAAUUAUAAAUUAACCUAUGAAGAGCUUAUUGGUGGCGUAUUUAACAUACGACCUGAUCAUUUUUUAACAGUUAAUGGUUAUAGUAAUCUCUAUUGGGGUUGGGGAGCAGAAGAUGAUGAUCUUUAUUAUCGAUUAAAAGAAUUAUCUAUAAAAGUCAUUCGCCCACCUGCUACGAUAGCUCGAUAUAAAAUGUUAGCACACACUAAACGCGUACCAUCUGUAUGGAACAAACGAGCUAAAUUACUUUAUUCAGCAGCUAAACGUUAUGCAUGGGAUGGUGUGUCGUCUGCUCGAUACAAUCUCACGUCUGCUAUAGCAUAUCCAUUAUUUACGCAUCUUUUGGUCGAUGUUGGUCUACCGCCACCUGGUUUCAGCUAA